This is a messenger RNA of Symbiodinium sp. CCMP2592, 468 nucleotides long. The record is from the annotation of a GenBank genome assembly. NCBI's taxonomy places the organism in Eukaryota, Dinophyceae, Suessiales, Symbiodiniaceae.
AUGGCCUUCGCCUCAGAUCUCGUCUUUCAGAAGAUCGGCGGCCGCUUCAAGCUCGAGGAAGAUGAUGAAUUCAGAAGCUGCUUCGGGGCCGUGGCGGUGGCCGCUGCAGCGAAGAAGCAUCGAGACGGCAGAUUUCGCCGCUUGGAAAGAUCGCAGUUGGCGGACUCAAAGUCGGACGUCUUGGACUUCUUAAAGAAGCACGGCUUCAGCAGCUGCCGAGAAGAUCUGGGCCUGAACAUGCCGAAGAUGCAUGCAUUUGGGUUUCGACGCACAUACCCGCUGCACCAAGCAGUUCAGAAGAAGGACUGGCGCAUGGUUCAAAUCAUGCUCCAGUUUGGAGCUGACCCGACUUGCAAAGACAGCAAAGGUCGAGACUUGGAAAGCUUUUUGGCCGAGAUGAGGGCACCCAACUGGAUUCGAGCAGUCGUGCCCUCCUACCAGCACAGACACUGCCAUCCUCGCACCUAG